This is a messenger RNA of Suillus fuscotomentosus, 728 nucleotides long. RefSeq lists its product as uncharacterized. The record is from RefSeq and is a predicted model, not a curated record. NCBI's taxonomy places the organism in Eukaryota, Fungi, Basidiomycota, Agaricomycetes, Boletales, Suillaceae. The coding region runs from base 1 to 714 and encodes 237 amino acids. The transcript is spliced from 2 exons.
AUGGAGGUCAUCAUUGACACAAUCGUGUACAGACACUUUCUAAUCUAUACAGCUCUCCCUACAACAGCCGCUUCUAUCCCUGCCUCCCCAACAUCCUCAACAACCAAGAUCGCCACCUUGAUCUCCCCAGCACCUGACCUCUCUCCCCUCUUCUCUCCCCUCCUCUCUCCCUUCCCUCCCCUCCUCUCUCCCUUCCUCCAUCCCCUCUUAUUUCUCCUCUCCUCUCCUCUCUCCUCUCCCUUUCUCUUCUCUGUCCUGCCGCUCAGCCAUCCGCUGCUCUCUCUGAUCGAGAAUAUUACAACCAAGGAUACCGCUCAAGGUGCCGCACGGGUACUGACUGCCAUGUUCGAGACUUGUGUCGACAAAGUCGAGGCGAUGACACUGGUCUUGGACAACGCACUUGAGAGGUUAGAGAAGGCUAAGAAUGGCGAAGAGGAAAGCGUCGACUUUCUGCUGAUAGAGAAGACGCGACCUGUUGCAGGUGCUGCCUAUGCAACUGAGAAGCCAGAAGAGGUUAUUCAUGGUGAGGAGACUUUCGAUGUGCGCGAAUUACCCUUUGACACCCUUGGUUAUAGAAUGUCGGUUUCUCUUCCGAACCCUGAGAUUUUCUUGUGCAACUACACUCAUGAGCUGUCGCGCUACUCGGACGCACGGCAUGUUCACCUCACCACAAGUUGUCUCGCAGAUAGUUUGUAUAUCCAAUUGCUCAGCUGAGCUAUGGAUUCAAC